AUGAGUCAAGAGGGGCGCGGGAAAAAUGGGUUUGGACGCUAUAUUCGACGAUUCAAAGCUCUUCUGCGAAGGGGUUCCUCAGCUCGAGGAUCAGUUGCAAGCCCUUCAAGCUUGACUGCAGCUGAAAAUCCCUCAGUGACGAUCAGGAACAGUAAUAUCAGCGGUAAUCUUCCUCCAGCUCAAGAUAUGCCAUCACCUGCAGCCGCAGAGGCAACGUGCCACCAGAGCACGAUUCACAUGCCUCUUGAUGCACGAGGUACCGAGCAGUACAACAGGUUCAAGGCAAUGUUAUCAAAAUACAACAUGGAAUUCAACGAAUCUACAUGGCCAAUCAGGCCUGCAAUGCAAAAUUCCCGAGUCGAGAAGAGCAUACGAAUGAGGGUCAGAAUCAUAUGCCACUAUUGCCGGACUCACUAUACCGUGUCUAAAGAAUGUACAAAUUGUCAUCACAGAAGAUGCGAGAAAUGCACUCGACUGCCUCCAAAGAAUAGAAAUAAGAACAAGGAAGGACAGCCUGGGACAGUCCCUCUGGAGAUUCCGGACAGACCCUCCUUCCUAGCCGCUGCAGGAACGGUGCUUCUCCAGGAGGCGUCAGUGAAUGUUGCUGCCCUGUCGGCGGACGAGGGCGGAGACGAAGCUGAGGUGCCGUGCUCUGGGGAAAGAGCUGUUUCCAAAAGGCCAAGACGAAGGAAAGAAGUUCCAGUGGUCAUGCCAUCUCGGACAGGCGGACAGGAUCUGAUCCGAAGAGAACCUGUGCAAAGAGUCCAUCGGACAUGUUGCAAAUGUCUGCGGCCUUUUGUCCGAAACUCAAAUGCAUGUCCACAUUGCAGACAUUUACGCUGCACUCAAUGUCCGCGGGUACCUCCAAAACUCGACAAGUGGCCUAAUGGCUACCCAGGCGAUAUCAUCCCAGCAGAGCCUGAGCGAAUACAUCGACAAUGGAAGAAACCCAGAGUAAGAGUGAGAUGGACAUGUCAUGAGUGUCGAAAGCUCUUCAUGGAAGGCGAGUACAGAUGUGCCAAUUGUUUACAUGCCAGAUGCACGGACUGCGAACGAGAGCCAGCGAGGCGAGCGAGACAGCAAUUCAGCGAGGAAGCUGUCGCGGCAGUGCAAGGGAGACUUGCAGCGGUAGGUGCGCCAACAACGGAACCUGAUGUGGCCGAAGCCCCAGGUGUUGCUUCUUCAAGUUCCAGGCAACAACGUGAGGAGGGAAACUUUCCCAUGUCCUCUGGAUGA
This is a messenger RNA of Endocarpon pusillum Z07020, 1236 nucleotides long. RefSeq lists its product as uncharacterized. The transcript has 2 exons. Bases 1 to 1236 code for a protein of 411 amino acids. NCBI's taxonomy places the organism in Eukaryota, Fungi, Ascomycota, Eurotiomycetes, Verrucariales, Verrucariaceae. The record is from RefSeq and is a predicted model, not a curated record.